This is a messenger RNA of Toxotes jaculatrix (banded archerfish), 2642 nucleotides long. It is a transcript of the gene dclre1c, whose product is annotated as DNA cross-link repair 1C, PSO2 homolog (S. cerevisiae). NCBI's taxonomy places the organism in Eukaryota, Metazoa, Chordata, Actinopteri, Toxotidae. Gene Ontology annotation, molecular function: damaged DNA binding; 5'-3' DNA exonuclease activity. Gene Ontology annotation, biological process: protection from non-homologous end joining at telomere; interstrand cross-link repair; double-strand break repair via nonhomologous end joining. The coding region runs from base 82 to 2076 and encodes 664 amino acids. The record is from RefSeq and is a predicted model, not a curated record. The transcript is spliced from 15 exons.
UGAUGGUAGCAAACAGUGCUAUCUGAGUUAAAAACAACACCCUUAAUUUUAGAAGAUAUCAACACAAGGUUCGGGAUAAAGAUGAGCUCAUUUGCAGGUCGCAUGAAGGAGUAUCCUACAAUUUCUCUGGACCGGUUCGACCGGGAGAACCUACAUGCCCGGGCAUAUUUCCUCUCCCACUGUCACAAAGACCACAUGAAAGGACUGAAAGGACCUCUGCUGAAGAGAAAGCUGCAGUUCAGUCAUACAGUCAGACUCUACUGCUCCUUUGUGACCAAAGAGCUUCUGCUGAGCAAUCCAAAGUACUCCUUCUGGGAGGAAUACAUAGUUCCGCUGGAGCUGGAAAGCCCAACUCAGAUCUCCCUCGUGGAUGAGGCAUCAGGAGAGAAAGAAGAGGUUGUGGUGACGUUGCUUCCUGCAGGUCACUGUCCCGGCUCCGUUAUGUUCCUAUUUGAAGGUUCUCAGGGAAACGUGUUGUACACAGGAGACUUCAGGUUGGCUGUGGGACACACAUCCAGGAUAGAACAUCUGCACUCUGGCAGCAGAGUAAAAGACAUUCAGAGUGUGUAUCUGGACUCCACUUUCUAUGACCCACGCUUCUAUCAAAUUCCCACUCGGGAGGUCUGUCUGAACGGUAUCUUGGAGCUUAUUGGAAACUGGAUCAGUCAGAGUCCAUAUCAUGUGGCGUGGCUCAACUGUAAAGCUGCAUAUGGAUAUGAAUACUUGUUCACUAACCUGGGAGAAGAGUUCAACACACAGAUCCACGUCAACAAUCUGGCAAUGUUCAAGAAGAUGCCAGAGAUCCUGAGCUAUGUGACGACUGACCGCAGGACGCAGAUUCAUGCCUGUCGGCACCCAAAGGAUGAGGAGUAUUUCCAAGGCAACAGGCUGCCGUGUGGCUGCACGGCCCCUGACGGGACCCCUCUUCGUAUCAUCAGCAUUAAACCGUCCACCAUGUGGUUCGGAGAGAGAACCAAGAAAACCAACGUUAUAAUAAAAACAGGAUCCAGCUCCUUCAGAGCCUGUUUCAGCUUCCACUCCUCCUACUCUGAGCUUAAAGACUUUUUGUCUUAUCUCCAACCGGUCAACAUCUACCCCAGUGUUAUCCCCAUUGGCCUGACACUGACUGAGGUCACACACAUGCUGAAGCUGAUGUGCAGGAACCAAACUGAUCAGGCUGCGUUCAUUUACAAACCUCUGGGAGUCCUUAAACGCAGCAGGGUGGAGCGACCUACAUACGACUCAGGGAGUGAGGACGACCUGUUUGACGGGCUGGACCUGGCACCAGUGAGGAAAAAGAUGGGGCUGAACCACGAACUACAGAAAGAGAAAAUUGAGAGUCAUCAGAGAACAGCGCCCCCUGUGUCUGUGGAAGAGUGUUUACCUCUGACGGUCACAGACGCACAGUCUGCUGCAAGCAACUACGUCGACUGCACUGAGUCCAAUGGUGAAGAGGAAGAUGAGGAGGAGGACCAGGAGGGAAGGGGGGACACGAAACUGACGAAGGAGGAGGUGAUGCCAGAGGGAGAGAGGAAUAAAGAACCCGAGGAAAAGGAGACGGAGGGACAAAGCAAAGAGGCUUCCAACACUCCGAAAUGGGAGGACUUCUUUACUGCAGAAAUGCCGACUGACAGCCAGAACAGCCAAUCACAAUCCUGCUGCUCCAACACCACCACCUCCCCCUCCAGGAUGACCGGGUCACAGACGCCCGAACUCUUCAGCGAAGAAGAAGAAACUGACAACACCGAAAACUUCAGCCUGACCCUGUCUGCCUCUCUGUCCAACCAUUCCUCCCAGAACAUGGACGUGUGCCUGCCCGACACCUUGAUCCUCCAACCAGAGCAGGCGGGGCGGGAGCAAGGGCAGGCGAGGACCAAUACCACGACUCAGAAGGAGGAGAGCGACAGUCUGGUUCUCCCGUCGGAGCUGCCGGAGUCUCAGGGUUCGUCGGACUUUGACAUCCCCUGCACGCCGGAGUCAAAGGUGCCACGGCCCGAUGAACUGUCACAACUUUACAGGAAGUUAGCUUCAGGAGAGGAAGUGGUCAUCAGGAAAGGAAGUCAGGGCUUUGUGUGAUUGAGAUGAGGUGAUUCGUCCACAGUAGAUCCUACGCUGUGGAGAAAUGGUAAGAAUGAAUGCAAACAGAGUUACCAUGGAGUCACACUAUGAGCAUCAUGGUUAAUGAACAGCGAGCAGUUUCUGUAGUAAGUUCAAUGAGCUUCGACCGUGUGUGUGUCGCUGCCAGGUCGCUGUUUAACACGUGAUAAACACACAAUGAGAUUCCACAGCACAUUCAGCUUCAGUCUAACCUCCAAACCGCACAGACCUCAGUAGGUAAACCUCCCCCCAACACACACACACACACACGCAUACACACGCACACACACACACACACACACGCACACACAUACACACACACGCACACACACACACACACACACACACACGCACACACUUCAUUCCAAUGCACUUUAUGUUGCUCUAUAUGGAUUAAUGCACCUGUGCACAUCACAGCUAACGCCUCGUUUUUGUUGACAGUUUGUGGUUUGUUCCCCGAAACGUUUUUGUCAUUGUGAACUGGAUCAACAUUUUUGUAUGAAAGCAGAACUUUUAUCCAAAUUAAAUAUUUAUUUUCAACUGAA